AUGACAGGUUUUGACGAUGAUCCAACCGAUUCCGAAAACUUUAUCCCGUCCUCUAAUAUUGAACCGCCACCUCCUAUCGAUUACCCGAUAUCAGGGGAUCAACGCAUUGCUUCGUCAUCUCCGAUUCAACCACCACACCUUUCAACUAAUCGACCUGACCCUACUAUCCUAGUGGCUGAUCCAUUUGUCUCCAGUAGUAGCUACCAACAAAUCAGACACACUAGUGGAGGUGAUUUUAACUCUCCUAGAGCGAGUCAGUUAGAUAACGUCCGACUGACGUCACUCGAGGUUCGCACAUCGGCCCCAGUAACAAUUUCCAGCAAACGCGAACAAUGUUCUAGUGCCUACAUGGCUUCCGGGGAGAGCACACGCCAGGAUUCCUGCUCCUCAGCUUGUUCACCUUCUUCAAUAUCCACUGGUCAUGUGAAUGCCAAAACCACAAAUACAACUUCAACCCGCACCACACGGUCGGGGUCUGAUAUUUUUCAAUCAGACUCUUCGGAAUUCCACAAGCCGCUGCUUCCACCAAACAAGCGGAUAACAACUGUAUCUACAUCGACAACAACAACGGCGAUUACAGAUGAUCAGGAUACAUCGCCUUUGUUUUCAUAUGUUCUCUCGUUAUCUGUGCUCCGUCACGUACCUAAGGUAGAAAGGGCGGAAUAUGUGGAAUUCAAUUCGCCAGAUUUCGUCAAAACUGUUGCUUGGCGGAAUCGUGUACAAAGAAUGGACGAGAACGCAGAAUCAGCAGUGUCAGACGCAGCCAAGAUAUUAGCUGAUGCCUUUGCUGAUUGGCUUAGAGAGAGUUUGGUUUCCGAAAGUGAAGGGGUCCAUUCUGAUUACAACCAACCGCCUGCAACUGUGGUUCCUCGCCGCCAAAUCACCAACGAUGCCCGACUUUCCUCUUCGUCUUCUGACUGCUUUGAUUCCCGAAAGUCGACCCGUUUGAGAGUGAUUCCACGCGGUCUCCUGGACAAACUUUUGGAUCAAAUACGUGCACUUGUUUACGCAAAAUGGAGAACUGAUGAGUACUAUUACUCUGGAUACAUUGUUAAGGCUUUGGGCGUUGACAGAUAUCGUAUUCGCUUUGAUGAUAAGUCGAGUGGCAUCAUACCGGCCAAGGAUAUUCUUCAGCAUGCACUUCUUCCGAUUGGAUCAAAUGUAGUUGUCGAUAACUCAGGACGCGGUGAAUACGAAGUUGGCUACGUGAUUGUGGGUCACGAAAAUCGUGCCGUUGCGGAUCCAAUGAAGGCCAUGCCUUCGUACGUCGUCAAGUGCAUCGAGGAUGGCCGAGAAUUCACGCUCGAACGACUCAGGGCCGCCAUCCACUUGGAUGAAGUUAAACGCCUCUCCGCCCUGGGUUCCGUUGUGACUAUCGGCGAAACAUCCGGUUGCGCCUCAAUGACGAGCGACCACUCUCAGACGCCAUCCAGCGCUUCUUCGCCGUGCUUACGAUCUCGUGGUGUCUCAUCGAAGGUGGCCAGUGCUGAUGUGUCUUUAGAUAAUAUUGUCUAUGGAAAGCGUUCAUUGACCGAGAAGCGCGGGGUUUUGGAACGGGCGGCCCCACUAAGUGCUCCGAUCAGACGAGGCAUUCGGAGAAAGAUGCCUUCCCAGGCUGGAGACACCUCGACGUCUGUACCUUCCUCGCCUGAGUCGUGCAAGAUGCGUCAAAAGGCGAUGCUGCUCCGCAAGGGCACCAGUGCCAAAACGUCCAGCCGGCGACACGUUAGGUUGAGUCAAAGAGAAAGCCAAAUGUGGGCCUUUGGUCGCCGUGUGGUCGCCAAUGCUUCGCUUACGAGCCGAACCGAGUCGAGUGGACGUCAUCGACCACGCAGGAUCACCUCAACAAAAAAGUCGGUUGUCAAGCGGCAAAAGUUGUGCGAUCUUUCCGACAACAUGACCACUCCACGACCUCAGUUGUCACAAAAGCCCCAGGUGGCCGCAUCAACCAUGGAAGAGUCGAUUAGUCAGCAAUUGACACAACCGAUGAUCGAUGUGGAGCCUGAACUUACCGCAGAACCCGCCGUAACAUUAAGAGGUGGGAUGCCCUUUUACACUUUAUGA
Mesocestoides corti is the source of this 2064-nucleotide messenger RNA. Lineage: Eukaryota; Metazoa; Platyhelminthes; Cestoda; Cyclophyllidea; Mesocestoididae. The record is from the annotation of a GenBank genome assembly.